Molecule: messenger RNA, 1374 nt
Organism: Klebsormidium nitens
Lineage: Eukaryota; Viridiplantae; Streptophyta; Klebsormidiophyceae; Klebsormidiales; Klebsormidiaceae
Source: the annotation of a GenBank genome assembly
CGGGUUUCAAUACCCGACCUCAAAUAGCACAAUGCAUUGCAGUCAGCGACUCUGCAUUAAUAGAUCUGCUCGGCUCUCAACUCGCAGGCUGCGCUUGCCUCCCUCAGCAUUCAGGCUCUAGCUGUGCUAUCUUCAAAAGCAAGGGCCCUCCGCAAUUUCCCCCUCAUUCACAGAUCUUGUUCCUUAACCUCCACCCUUCCAUCCAGACCUCACCACCUCCGAAGCCAAUCAGACGCCAUGGCUUCCGCUCUUGCCGUGAAGAUGGGAUCCGCCGCUGCUUUCACUGCAGCGAGCGCUGGCAGCACCAAGCAGAGCUCCAUUGCUCAGCCUUUCGUUGGCCUGAAGGCUGGCGCUGGCCUCCCCAUUGCCAAGAAGGCCGCCACCUUCGCUGACCAGACCGUGUCAAACAGCGGGCGCGUGCAGUGCAUGAAGGUGUGGACUCCCCUCAACAACAAGAAGUUCGAGACCCUCUCCUACCUCCCCCCCCUCUCCGCUGAUGCCAUUGCCAAGGAGAUUACAUACAUGAUUUCCAAGGGCUGGACCCCCUGCAUUGAGUUUGACGAGGUAGGUUACGUGUCCAGGGAGAACUUCCAGGGCUGCGGGUACUAUGAUGGCCGGUACUGGACCAUGUGGAAGCUCCCCUUGUUCGGCUGCACUGACCCCAGCCAGGUCCUGAAGGAGGUUGCUGAGGCCAAGAGGACUUACCCCAAUGCCUACAUCCGCGUCUUGGGUUUCGAUGCAAAGAGGCAAGUGCAGUGCUCCGGGUUCCUCGUCCAGAGGCCGGGCCAGGCUUUCUUUUAAGUGCUUAUGUUUGAAACGGAGGGUUUAGCUACAUUGCAUUUCGAAAUAGAUCGACAAGACAGAACAGAUCAUAAUUGUAUGGUAAAUUCUGCGGCACAGAGCAGGCAGGUGAUGAUGUUCAAGGUUAAGAGAGAGUGGUUUCUCCUCUUGCUUCUGAACACUCCUUGGAUAUAACUAACUUGGCUCCGCAUAUUGAGAGCACAAGAGAACUGUGAACGUGUAAGGUGGUAAUGCAUAGCUGCGUCAAGAACGCGUUGAGGAGCGACAAAAACAUUUUGACGGUGGAUGACCAUAAGUAAAAACAGGGUUCUGACGGAAAUGAUCAUCAAGAUCAUUACUUGCACAUACCUCUUUCAAUAGCAAAUGCCACAGUUGGAAAGCAAAGCUCUUAGUUAAACAUUUUAAGCAACUGCCAACUGUGCAUCAUAUAUGUUUUCAGCGGAAUCCCGAGCUGCCCUGCUACAUAACAGAAUGUUCCUAUGCCAAAUAGCAGUAGGGUACUUGAACGAAAUGGAAGCACGUUGCGAAAUCCUCUUCCUUGCACGUGGUAAAAGCAUGAUGUCUUUCUCCAAC